This is a messenger RNA of Talpa occidentalis (Iberian mole), 3975 nucleotides long. RefSeq names its product euchromatic histone lysine methyltransferase 2 (gene EHMT2). The transcript has 28 exons. NCBI's taxonomy places the organism in Eukaryota, Metazoa, Chordata, Mammalia, Eulipotyphla, Talpidae. The record is from RefSeq and is a predicted model, not a curated record. Bases 22 to 3657 code for a protein of 1211 amino acids. Gene Ontology annotation, molecular function: p53 binding; zinc ion binding; protein-lysine N-methyltransferase activity. Gene Ontology annotation, cellular component: nucleus.
CGGCCCCCAGCGCGAGCGGCGAUGGCGGCGGCGGCGGGAGCUGCAGCGGCGGCGGCCGCCGAGGGGGAGGCCCCUGCUGAGAUGGGGGCGCUGGUGUUGGAGAAGGAGCCCAGAGGAGCCCCGGAGAGAGUUCAUGGCUCUUUGGGGGAUGCCCCUCGUAAUGAGGAGACGCUGCCCAAGACCAACCCUGACUCUCUAGAGCCUGCUGGUCCCUCAUCCCCUGCCUCUGUUACAGUCACCGUGGGCGAUGAGGGUGCUGACACCCCCGUAGGGGCCACACCACUUAUUGGGGAUGAGCCCGAGAAUCUAGAUGGAGACGGUGACCUCCACGGGGGCCGCAUCCUGCUGGGCCAUGCCACAAAGUCAUUUCCCUCUUCCCCCAGCAAGGGGGGUGCUUGUGCCAGCCGGGCGAAGAUGUCUAUGACAGGGGCUGGAAAAUCACCCCCAUCCGUUCAGAGUUUGGCUAUGAGGCUACUGAGUAUGCCGGGGGCCCAGGGGGCAGCAGCAGCCGGGCCUGAACCCCCUCUGGCCACAACCAGCCCCGAGGGGCAGCCUAAGGUCCACCGAGCCAGGAAAACCAUGUCCAAACCCGGAAAUGGACAGCCCCCGGUCCCCGAGAAGCGGCCCCCUGAAGUGCAGCAUUUCCGCAUGAGCGAUGACGUGCACUCGCUGGGGAAGGUGACCUCAGACAUGGCCAAAAGGAGGAAACUGAACUCUGGAGGUGCUCUGUCCGAGGAGUUGGGUUCUACCCGGGGUUCGGGAGAAGUGACCCUGGAGAAGGGGGACCCCAGGUCCCUGGAGGAGUGGGAGACGGUGGUGGGGGACGACUUCAGCCUCUACUAUGAUUCCUACUCUGUGGAUGAGCGGGUGGACUCUGACAGCAAGUCUGAGGUGGAAGCUCUGACCGAACAACUGAGUGAGGAGGAGGAAGAAGAAGAGGAGGAGGAAGAGGAGGAGGAGGAGGAAGAUGAGGAGGAGGAGGAGGAAGAAGAGGACGAGGAGUCAGGGAAUCAGUCGGAUCGGAGUGGUUCCAGUGGCCGCCGCAAAGCCAAGAAGAAAUGGCGGAAGGACAGCCCGUGGGUGAAGCCAUCACGGAAACGGCGGAAGCGGGAGCCCCCAAGGGCCAAGGAGCCACGAGGAGUGAAUGGUGUGGGCUCCUCAGGCCCCAGUGAGUACAUGGAGGUCCCUCUGGGGUCCCUGGAGCUGCCCAGCGAGGGGACCCUCUCCCCCAACCACGCUGGGGUGUCCAAUGACACGUCUUCACUGGAGACAGAGCGAGGAUUUGAGGAGCUGCCCCUCUGCAGCUGCCGCAUGGAAGCGCCCAAGAUCGACCGCAUCAGUGAGAGAGCGGGGCACAAGUGCAUGGCCACGGAGAGUGUGGAUGGAGAGCUGUCCGGCUGCAAUGCCGCAAUCCUCAAGCGGGAGACCAUGAGACCCUCAAGCCGUGUGGCACUGAUGGUCCUCUGCGAGACCCACCGUGCCCGCAUGGUCAAACACCACUGCUGUCCAGGCUGUGGCUACUUCUGCACGGCGGGCACCUUCCUUGAGUGCCACCCCGACUUCCGCGUGGCCCACCGCUUUCACAAGGCCUGCGUGUCCCAGCUGAAUGGAAUGGUCUUCUGCCCCCACUGUGGGGAGGAUGCAUCUGAGGCCCAAGAGGUGACCAUCCCCCGGGGGGACGGGGUGACCCCACCGGCCGGCACUGCAGCCCCUGCCCCCCCACCCCUGGCCCAGGAUGCCCCCGGGAGAGCAGAUACUUCCCAGCCCAGUGCCCGGAUGCGAGGGCAUGGGGAGCCCCGGCGUCCACCCUGUGAUCCCCUGGCCGACACUAUCGACAGCUCGGGGCCCUCCCUCACCCUGCCCAACGGGGGCUGCCUCUCAGCCGUGGGACUGCCCACUGGGCCAGGCCGGGAGGCCCUGGAAAAGGCCCUGGUCAUCCAGGAGUCAGAGAGGAGGAAGAAACUCCGUUUCCACCCCCGCCAGUUGUACCUGUCAGUGAAGCAGGGGGAGCUGCAGAAGGUGAUCCUGAUGCUGUUGGACAACCUGGACCCCAACUUCCAGAGUGACCAGCAGAGCAAGCGCACGCCUUUGCACGCGGCUGCCCAGAAGGGCUCUGUGGAGAUCUGCCACGUGCUGCUGCAGGCCGGUGCUAACAUCAAUGCAGUGGACAAGCAGCAGCGGACACCGUUGAUGGAGGCCGUGGUGAACAACCACCUUGAGGUGGCCCGCUACAUGGUUCAGCGUGGAGGCUGCGUCUACAGCAAGGAAGAGGAUGGCUCCACCUGCCUCCACCACGCAGCCAAAAUUGGGAACUUGGAGAUGGUCAGCCUGCUGCUCAGCACAGGGCAGGUGGAUGUGAACGCCCAGGACAGUGGAGGGUGGACACCCAUUAUCUGGGCGGCAGAGCACAAGCACAUCGAGGUGAUCCGCAUGCUGCUGACCCGGGGCGCGGACGUUACCCUCACAGACAAUGAGGAAAACAUCUGCCUGCACUGGGCCUCGUUCACGGGCAGUGCCGCCAUCGCCGAGGUCCUCUUGAAUGCCCGCUGCGACCUGCACGCUGUCAACUACCAUGGGGACACGCCCCUGCAUAUCGCAGCGCGGGAGAGCUACCACGACUGCGUGCUGUUGUUCCUGUCCCGUGGGGCAAACCCUGAACUCCGCAACAAGGAGGGGGACACCGCAUGGGACCUGACUCCUGAGCGCUCCGACGUGUGGUUUGCACUCCAGCUCAACCGCAAGCUGCGGCUUGGGGUAGGGAAUAGGGCCAUCCGCACCGAGAAGAUCAUCUGCCGGGACGUGGCUCGGGGCUACGAGAAUGUGCCCAUCCCCUGUGUCAACGGCGUGGAUGGGGAGCCCUGCCCCGAGGAUUACAAGUACAUCUCGGAGAACUGUGAGACGUCUACCAUGAACAUCGACCGCAACAUCACGCACCUGCAGCACUGCACGUGUGUGGACGACUGCUCCAGCUCCAACUGCCUGUGCGGCCAGCUCAGCAUCCGCUGCUGGUAUGACAAGGACGGGCGGCUGUUGCAGGAAUUUAACAAGAUUGAGCCCCCGUUGAUUUUCGAGUGUAACCAGGCGUGCUCCUGCUGGAGAAACUGCAAGAACCGAGUAGUGCAGAGUGGCAUCAAGGUGCGAUUGCAGCUCUACCGGACAGCUAAGAUGGGCUGGGGGGUCCGAGCCCUGCAGACUAUCCCCCAGGGGACUUUCAUCUGCGAGUAUGUUGGGGAGCUGAUCUCCGAUGCUGAGGCCGACGUGAGAGAAGAUGACUCUUAUCUCUUCGACUUAGACAACAAGGAUGGAGAGGUGUACUGCAUCGAUGCCCGUUACUACGGCAACAUCAGCCGCUUCAUCAACCACCUGUGUGACCCCAACAUCAUCCCCGUGCGUGUCUUCAUGCUGCAUCAAGACCUGCGGUUUCCACGAAUUGCCUUCUUCAGUUCCCGAGACAUCCGGACUGGGGAGGAGCUGGGGUUUGACUAUGGUGACCGCUUCUGGGACAUCAAAAGUAAAUAUUUCACCUGUCAGUGUGGCUCUGAGAAGUGCAAGCACUCAGCCGAGGCCAUCGCCCUGGAGCAGAGCCGACUGGCCCGCCUGGAUCCCCACCCUGAGCUGCUUCCUGAGCUCAGCUCACUGCCGCCUGUCAAUCCCUGAGAGUGGACCACGGCCUCCCCUCUCACUCCUGGAUGACCACCUGCUCAGCAGCCACCUGUGCCGCCUGCUGCUCAGGCCCACGCCGGGCUGCUGUCUUUCCUCCACCUCUCCCUUCACACAUUCCUUGGCCAGAGACCCCAGCCAGGCCCUGGAGGUCUGACAGCCUGUCUCCCAGAGCUGGUUCUUCCCUGGGAGGGUGACUUCAGGGCUGGCCGCACCCCUGUUCCCCAUCCUCAGCUGAAGUUUGAUGAAUUCAAAUUGGGCCUCUAUGCCAACUGGUUUCUUUUGUUCUGAAUAAAUGUUGGAUUUGGUAAUAAA